This is a messenger RNA of Alosa alosa (allis shad), 2062 nucleotides long. RefSeq names its product coiled-coil domain-containing protein 134-like. The transcript is spliced from 7 exons. Bases 303 to 989 code for a protein of 228 amino acids. The record is from RefSeq and is a predicted model, not a curated record. NCBI's taxonomy places the organism in Eukaryota, Metazoa, Chordata, Actinopteri, Clupeiformes, Clupeidae.
UCUUCCGUACGGAAACCAAAUCGUGCCUGCUUGCAUGACUUGUUAGCUAGCUGCCUGUCAGUCGCCCAGUUCCUGCCAGUGUGUGUGAUCGUGGCGAUGCAGGAGUGGAGGAGGGAACGGGUGUUGUAUGUAAAUGAUUGUAUCGAUCACCCAAGGAUUUCAGAUGACAUACUCACCUAAUGACAUCCGUUCAACUAACAUUUCCACGUUACAACGUUGCGAGCACUAGCUACGUUAAUCUGUCGAAUUGAAAGUCAUCACUCAUCUGUUUCCCUCAUAAGACAGACUGCCCUCUCCCGGCCAUGCUUGCUGUGUGUGCCCUGCUGCUGGUGGUCGCUCCUGUCUACUCAUCAGCAGACUCAGACACGCACAGACCCAGACAUGACACUAACCUGGAGAUCUAUAAGAGGCUGUUUGAAACUAAGAGAAAAGACCAGCUAAAUGCACUGAAGAAUCUUGUGGAGCUCAAUGACAUCAACCAGCAAUACAAGAUCAUUGACAUUAUGCUGAAGGGCCUGUUCAAGGUCUUGGAGGACUCUCGGGCCGUCCUUGUGGCAGCCAACUUGCAGCCAAAUGACCCUUUCCCCCUGGACGACAAAAUCAAAGAGGCAUACUCCCACGUGGUGGAGAACACUGCGUUUUUCGGGGACGUGGCACUGCGCUUCCCACGAAUCGUCCACCACUACUAUGACCGCAACUCUGACUGGGGCAGUCUCCUUCGCUGGGGCCUGAGCUUCUGCAACCUGACGGGGGUCUUCACUGGAGGGGCGCACCAGCACGUCCUCACACUGAUGUCACAGGAGCUGGGAAUAACAGAGAAGUCCCCAGACUUCACCAACCCCUACCGCACAGAGAGGGAUGAUAUGCUGCACACAGCAGAGGCCUUCCAGAAAGUUCUGAGGGAGGAGGAGAAGAGGAGGAGGAAGGAGGAGAAGAGGAAAGAGAUUAGGAAAGGCCCCCGGAUCUCUCGCUCGCGCACAGAACUCUAGCUUCUCAGCUCUGAGAGAGAAAGAGAGAGAGAGAAUGAGAGAAAAAGGAUGAGAGAAAGAGAAUGAGAAUAAGAGAGGAAAAUGUUAUAGCAAUGCAAAAAGAAUAGCUCCCAUCCCACACAUGGUACCAGGCUCCAGGGCACAGUGCAGAGUUUUGAGAGGCUGCAGAGUAAGACCAAGACUGUGCCUCAGGCACAGACAGGUAGAGAACUGUACCCGGGGCUCCAUCAUCGUCUUGGUUCUCAAGGCUCUGCGCCUUUGUGGGUUUUCAUCACAGCCAGCUUUUGUAUAAUUUCCUUCACCGACUUACUUAUUUAAUUACUGUUGCCUGCCUAUGCCUUUACACCGAAACACACUUGAGGAUCAGCAAGGUGUCAUGUUGGGAUGCUGUAAUCAGAGUGUGGAGUGUGUAGUUCAAACAUUUGUAAUCAACUGGCUGCUAUAAAGACCUGUAUACACAGAAGUCCUGGAGGAGGCCUGAAAAAGGAGUCAACAUGCCCAGGAGGCAUUUCGUCACACACAGUCUUCUGUAAGGGAUGAGUACAGGAUGGCUGCUUUCAGUUGUAUAAAUAGAUGAAUAUAUUUGAGGGUCAGGUACUGUAUGUCUAAAUAAUGUGUUGAGGUGUGGGAGAUCACAGGACUAUUAAAUAAAUUUCAUUACCUCAUUUUUCCAUAACUCAAAUUUCCAGAUUGUCCAGAUUUACGAUAAUACCUUUUUUUUUUCUUUAACAUCUCUGAGGGAAAUUAAUGUUCAAUUUAAAAAAAGAAAAUGUGAAGAUAUUUUAGCCUUUCACACCCAGGGAUAUGUACACAAUGUUUUAUUUAACAUUCAGAGUUUGUUACUCUGUUUUUCUACCAUUGUUGUUGGUAAUAAGUAUGUUGCCCUCCUGUUAGUUAAAGUACCAUAUUUUAAUUUCCCAUUCAUUUGAUAUAGAAUAUUGGUAGUCGUUGGAUGUAGAGAUACAGUUUGCUCAGAAAAAUUCAGGACCAGUUUGAUAUUUUGAUGUUUUUUGUAUCUGUUUUCUGCUGCCAUUAGCAAAAUAAAGGCAUUUUGCCAGCCAGGUUCAAAACAA